UGGAGCCAAUUUGGGAGUCCGGAGUUGUAGUUUUGCUACCACUUUCUUCCUCCUCGGAAUUCCUCCACUCGUACGUUGUCUCUGUCUCUCUCUGUCCAAUCCCUUCCUUUCCCUGAAACAAAAUUCAAGACCAAUGAACGCGCCCAUAAUCGAUCCACUGCAAGGAGACUUCCCAGAGGUGAUUGAGGAGUAUUUGGAGCAUGGGGUCAUGAAGUGCAUUGCAUUCAAUCGCCGUGGUACCCUUCUCGCUGCUGGAUGCUCUGAUGGGAACUGCAUUAUCUGGGAUUUUGAAACCAGGGGCAUUGCCAAGGAGCUCCGAGAUAAAGACUGCAUUGCUGCCAUAACAAGUGUCUGUUGGUCAAAGUAUGGCCAUCGUAUCCUUGUAUCUGCUGCUGACAAGUCAUUAACACUUUGGGAUGUUGUCAGUGGCGAGAGGCUUACACGCACAACUCUGCAGCAAACCCCUUUGCAAGCUCGUCUGCAUCCUGGCUCCUCUACUCCAUCUCUCUGCCUGGCAUGCCCUCUCUCAUCUGCUCCCAUGAUAGUUGAUUUAAAUACAGGAAGCACAACUAUACUUCCGGUCUCAAUCCCUGACACAGGCAAUGGAGCUGUCCCUCAGUCACGCAAUAAAUUCUCCGAUGGAACUCCCCCUUUCACUCCAACUGCUGCUUGCUUUAACAAGUAUGGGGAUCUUAUUUAUGUGGGGAACUCCAAAGGGGAAAUUCUUAUAAUAGACCAUAGGACUGUUCAAGUGCAAGCCAUGGUUCCAGUUAGUGGCAGUGCUGUGAUCAAGAACAUAGUAUUCAGCAGGAAUGGGCAGUAUCUGCUUACAAAUUCGAAUGAUCGGACCAUAAGGAUAUAUGAGAAUCUCCUCCCCUUCAAAGAUGGACUCGUAGUCCUUGACAACUUGGACAAGACACUUAAUGAGCUAGAUGGUGUUGAGAAGUUGAAGGCUGUUGGAUCGAAGUGCCUAACACUUUUUCGGGAGUUUCAAGAUUCUAUCACAAAGAUGCAUUGGAAAGCACCUUGCUUUAGUGGUGAUGGUGAGUGGGUGAUUGGUGGUUCUGCAAGCAAAGGAGAGCACAAGAUUUACAUAUGGGAUAGGGCUGGGCAUCUUGUGAAAAUCCUUGAAGGUCCAAAGGAAGCCUUGAUUGACUUAGCAUGGCAUCCUGUUCACCCCAUUGUUGUGUCUGUUUCCCUGACUGGUUUCGUUUAUAUUUGGGCUAAAGAUUAUACGGAGAACUGGAGUGCAUUUGCUCCCGAUUUCAAAGAGCUAGAGGAAAAUGAGGAGUAUGUAGAACGAGAAGAUGAAUUUGAUCUGGUUCCUGAAACCGAAAAGGUUAAAGAAUCAGAUGUUAAUCAAGAUGAUGAAGUUGAUAUACUGACGCUGGAGAAGAAUUCAGCUUUCAGUGAUUCAGACAUGUCCCAAGAAGAGCUGUGCUUCUUGCCAGCUAUUCCUUCUCCUGACAUGCCUGAGCGGCAAGACAAGUGUGUUGAAAGCUCAUCGAAGUUAGUGGAUAGUAACCAGUCUGGAUCCCCUCUUUCAGAAGAGGCCGAACCAAAUGGGCACACAGCAAACCAUGCAUCAAGUCCGCCUGAAGUUAUAGAUAAUUCUGCAGCAGAGGAUGCAGGAGGAUCACGCAUGAAAAGAAAGCGGAAGCCUUCAGAGAAAGGGUUGGAGUUGCAGGCUGAGAAGGUCAGGAAACCCAAAUCUUCCGGUAGAUUGUCGAAAGUUAAAAAUAAAUCUGUGGUUGAUCAAGAUAAUGGCAAUGGCUUUCAUGGGGAUGAUGUUUCUGAUUAGUACAAUUAGAUUUUAGUUCUUAUUUCUUUUAUCUGUACUUCCUAUUUCUCUCUUGGGUCUUUCCUGCUAGACAACUUAGAGGCUUUUAGUUUUUUCUUCUUCUAUAGAUUUUGUGUUUUUUCUA
Carya illinoinensis is the source of this 1925-nucleotide messenger RNA. Its product is annotated as protein RBL. The coding region runs from base 134 to 1801 and encodes 555 amino acids. NCBI's taxonomy places the organism in Eukaryota, Viridiplantae, Streptophyta, Magnoliopsida, Fagales, Juglandaceae. The record is from RefSeq and is a predicted model, not a curated record. Gene Ontology annotation, cellular component: Set1C/COMPASS complex. The transcript is spliced from 5 exons. Gene Ontology annotation, molecular function: protein binding.